AUGACGACGUUUAGAUUUUGCCGUGAUUGUAAUAACAUGUUGUAUCCUCGUGAGGAUAAGGAGAAUAACCGUCUGUUGUUCGAGUGUAGAACCUGCUCGUACGUCGAGGAAGCUGGUGCUCCCUUGGUGUACAGACAUGAACUGAUUACAAAUAUUGGUGAGACUGCUGGUGUGGUGCAAGAUAUUGGGUCCGAUCCAACGCUUCCGAGAUCGGAUAGGGAGUGUCCACGAUGUCAUGCUCGCGAUAAUGUGUUUUUCCAAUCGCAACAGAGAAGGAAGGAUACGUCUAUGGUUCUGUUCUUCGUUUGUUUGCAAUGUUCUCACAUUUUCACUUCUGAUCAAAAGAAUACCAGAACUGAGUUUGUUUAG
This is a messenger RNA of Naumovozyma castellii, 369 nucleotides long. RefSeq names its product DNA-directed RNA polymerase II core subunit RPB9 (gene RPB9). The coding region runs from base 1 to 369 and encodes 122 amino acids. The record is from RefSeq and is a predicted model, not a curated record. The transcript has a single exon. NCBI's taxonomy places the organism in Eukaryota, Fungi, Ascomycota, Saccharomycetes, Saccharomycetales, Saccharomycetaceae.